Messenger RNA from Polychytrium aggregatum, 737 nucleotides. RefSeq lists its product as uncharacterized. The transcript is spliced from 2 exons. Bases 1 to 528 code for a protein of 175 amino acids. Lineage: Eukaryota; Fungi; Chytridiomycota; Chytridiomycetes; Polychytriales. The record is from RefSeq and is a predicted model, not a curated record.
AUGCGUCGGAAUGUGUCCGAGCCAAGAACCGUCUCGAGCACCACCAUCGACCAGGAAAAUCUGAGCAAAUGGCGUGCCAAACGCGAACGAAUCCUCAACAACAGACCAGCGAUCUGGCUGGAUGUCGUGGCGGUGUUGGAUGGCAUCGUAACCGAAUGUCUGUCGUGGACAACUCGCAGCGUCGUCACCGAGACCCGGCUGUUUGAGAUUGUCAGGAACCAUGGCUGGCCGAUCCUGUUCGAGUCUCGCGAAAUGUUCAAAGUUCUCCUCGAGGCCAAUCCUUCGCUUGAAAACAACGCCCUGUUCCCGCUCAUGCAUGUGAUGAUGGACAUGUCCUUCAAGAUCGACAACGCCAACACCCGCUCGAUCUACCCGACGCCGUGUCCCUCGCUGGAGGAGGUCGUCAAAAAAUGUCUCAACUACUUCUAUCACGUUCGCUUCUUGGGUGAGCCAAAGAUCCCAUCAAGCAAACUCAAGGACGAGGAACAUCCCAAAGUCAGCAUCUUCACCCGCACUGGCCGCCGCUGAUGUGCUGGGUGCUCCGCCAAUAUGGUUCGCUGGUUGAUCGGUCCUUUCAUUCCGGGCCCAGGCGCGACGGCGACAUCCAGCGCGAGCAUUGCCGCUCUCAUGCGGACUUUGAGUUUGUUGCCUCGGUCAAUACAAAUCCAAGGGACUGGGGAGAUCACUACCCCAGAGCGGUAUCUGAAAACAGACGCCACUGGCUCACAGCGAUGGCC